Messenger RNA from Drosophila bipectinata, 3579 nucleotides. It is a transcript of the gene Grip91, whose product is annotated as gamma-tubulin complex component 3. Gene Ontology annotation, biological process: microtubule nucleation; meiotic cell cycle; spindle assembly. Gene Ontology annotation, cellular component: spindle pole; equatorial microtubule organizing center; gamma-tubulin complex. The record is from RefSeq and is a predicted model, not a curated record. Gene Ontology annotation, molecular function: microtubule minus-end binding; gamma-tubulin binding. NCBI's taxonomy places the organism in Eukaryota, Metazoa, Arthropoda, Insecta, Diptera, Drosophilidae.
UUACGCCCAAUACGGUAACACUGCAUUCUUCUUCUGUUUUUGUUGUUGCUAUUUUGAUAAUUUAUUAAAUUUUGCACAAAAUACGCGCCAUCUAAACGCCAAAUGGCCUAUUUAAGCUAAGAUUUAAAUCAUAAGAAUCCACUGGCGAUGCAAUUACCCGGGAAAUUGUCUCAAGAACGAGUUUAAACGAAUAUUUGGCCAACAGUUGUGGCAUUCGCAGCAUUUUGACGCCAUUCCCCAUAUCGGCGUUUGACUUUUAAUUUUGUUUGUGGCUUUGAUUUGCGCGCGCGUCCCUGAAAUUUGAGAAAUUUACACAAAUUACCAUCCUUGGCGGAUGUUUGGGGACUCGUUAGAUGUCGGAAGCGAAUCAAUUGGACGCCCAGGAUCAGCUGGGACUACAAAACGGUGCUCUGGCCAAUAUCCUGUCCGAUUUGUGCAUCGUCAUUCAAGGAAAGCGUACGCCCGAAGAACAUGAAAACACGCUGGUACGUGCCACUGACUAUAUAAGCUCGUGUCAGACAUUUCCAAUUUGUGAAGAAGAGUGCGUCCAGAGGAUCGUAAACAAACUGAACGCCGGGUCGCAUCCCGACGAACCCGUCGGCACCGGUGAUCUCUUUCUGAAAGUCUACAACAAGCUGCUGGCACUGAACAUAGACACCAAUUCGAGACACUCGUUGAUGUGCUUCCUGCUCAGCAUGGCGGACAAACCCAAGGAGGUGAAAACUGUAAACGGAACUGCUGAGGACGGAGGAGACACACUGAAGCUUACCCUGAGAAGCCGGAGCACCGAAACGGCAACGAGCAGCACUAAUGGUUCGUCAUCGAACCGAUCUUCCCAUCUAAAUGGAAUCGUGACAAAAUUCAGCUACGAUUCCUCGCAGUCCAGUACGGGAUUGGGACAACAGUCACUGCCCGAAUACAUGACGAACUUAAAGGUCCAGACGAAUCUGGAGGAGAUGCAGGACCUUGUGAUGAACGCCAUCUACUCGUUCACCGGCGUCCAGGGAAAGUAUUUGAAAAAGGAUGUAAUCUCGGGUUGCUUCAAGCUGGACCCUAUGAACGCCAAGGCCCUGUCACCCGUUCAGGCCGGCAUGCUAUUGCGGCUAUCCGAGCUGGGCUACUACCACGAUCGGGUGGCCAAGUACGCGGAUUUGACCACCGGAUUUAAUGCCAUGGGCAGUAUGGGCCAGGCUUUUAUAUCCAAGCUCAGGGAGGAGCUGGUGGAGUUCCACGGCCAGGUGGCGAUACUCCACGACGAAGUGGCCAACUUUCGGGAUAGCCAGAAGGAGAAGUCCGAGCCGGGGUCGAUGGGUGAGGUGACGCUGUUUAAGCUGCUGGCAUGGUACAUAACACCGUUGCACCGGAUGCAGUGGCUCGCAAAGAUCGCGGACUCCUGCCAGCUGCGCAAGGGCGGGGAACUGGCCUCUACUGUCUACAAUUACCUGGACCAUGGCAACUCGAUGGUCAAUGAACUGGUCAGAUCGCUUCUGACUGCCAUAUGUGGUCCCCUUGUGCGAAUGAUCUCCAAUUGGAUGCUGGAUGGCGGCAUUAGCGACACCUACAGCGAGUUCUUUGUCGAGUCGCUGAACGAUGUCGGUGCGGAUCGACUCUGGCAUGAUAAAUUCCGACUGCGGGUCGCAAUGAUGCCCAAAUUCAUAACCAUGGAGCUGGCCGACAAGAUCCUCAAAACGGGCAAAAGUAUUAACUUCUUGCGGGAGAUAUGCGAGAUGACGGAGCUGGUGAAGGGUCGGGAGGAGCUCAAGUCGAUCAUGAACACCAACGCUUCGCAAAUCUUUUCGUAUGUGCAGGACACCAAUUGGCAUGCAGCGGUGGAGACAUGCUACCAGCAGACCUCCAAACAUGUCCUGGACAUCAUGGUGGGUCCCCACAAGCUACUGGAUCAUCUGCACGGAAUGCGACGCUACUUGCUGCUCGGCCAGGGCGACUUUGUUGGCAUUCUCAUUGAGAAUAUGAAGGACGAACUAGAGCGCAUGGGCACUGAUAUAUAUGCCCAUGAUCUCUCCGCCAUGCUGGAUGCAGCGCUGCGCUGCACAAAUGCCCAAUACGAUGAUCCGGAGAUCCUGAACCACUUGGAUGUGGUGGUGCAGUCGCCCUUCCCCGGCGACCGUGGCUGGGACAUCAUCUCGCUGCAGUAUAUCGUCCAGGGACCACUGGCCACCAUGCUGGAGCCGACAAUGCCCACCUACAAGGCUCUGUUCAAGCCCCUCUGGCGGAUGAAGCACAUGGAGUUCCUGCUCUCCAUGAAGAUCUGGAACGAGCAGAUGGCCAACUCAAAGAUUCUGCGCCCAUUGAACGCCGAGAUUGGACCGGCUUCCUACCGCUUACAUCUGUUUACCUCAGAGAUCAUGCACUUCAUCCACCAGAUGCAGUAUUACGUACUCUUUGAGGUCAUCGAGUGCAACUGGGUGGAGCUUCAAAAGAAAAUGCAGCGGGCCACCGCUCUGGACGAAAUCCUGGAGGCUCACCAAAAGUUCCUUAAGACGAUUACUGUGGGCUGCUUUGUCAACACGUUAACUGAUAUGGAGCGGCAUCUGGAGACGGUGUACGAAAACAUCAUCGGCCUGGAGAACUGGCAAUCGUCGUUCUAUAAGGAGUGCUUUAAGGAGCUUGAUGCGCGGAAAGCCCUGCACAAGAAGGUGAUGGAGUCGGAAGCGGCUGGAAAGUUUGGUGUGACCGUUGAUGAGAUGUUCGAGCGGGAUAACGAUCGCAAGAAAUUCUUAGAGCGAAUUGCCAUCUCGUGUCGGGGACUGGAAGACAUUGCCAUUGCCUACGAGAAGGCCGUCAGUGGCUUUCUGCUGGCCCUCAACUCCAAUGUGGAUCCCAACCUGCAGCUGUUCGGCACCCGGUUGGAUUUUAACGAGUACUACAAGAAGCGCGACACCAACCUAAGCAAGCCCCUCACCUUCGAGCACAUGCGGAUGAGCAGCGUCUUCUCCGCGUCCAAGGCGAGUCAGAGCAGUCGGUAUGUGAUCCAUCCCCAGACCACCAAGGAAUAGCAUUUGCCAAGAUCGAGGUCGAGGUCAAGGUCGAGAUUGAGGUCCUGGACCUUACCACCACACCCCUGUGCCAAUAUAGCGAUCCAGUCCACUUGCUGCGCCAUAUUAUAAUAUUUUAGUCAUAAAGCGAAACGAACAAGCAAUCAUUGCAACUCAAUCGUAAUCCAAAUGAAUCUGCACAAAUAUCUCAAGCAUUUCUGCAAAAGCCUUCGAACGAAUAUAUCUCAAAUAUAUAUCUGAAACUUUUUUUUUUUUACCAUUGAUUAGUUUUAAAUGGAAUAUGUUUGGCGCACAUCGUUUUUUGUAAUCCACUGAUUUGCUACAUCGAUUACUGUAGUUAAGCAGUUAAAAAAGACACUAAAACUAAUAAGAAAGCACAAAGCCUAAUUAGCCAAAUGUUACAAAACGUUUCCUUAAGUGCGUCUGUCAAUUUACAAGCUGGAGAUAAGAAAAUGUUAAUUAUAAAUGCCCAGAUGUUUAAGGAUGUUUUAAAAUGUUAAUGUUUUAAACAAUGUUUUAGGCCAGUCGUGUUGCGAGCUUCAAAUAAACGCUAAAUUGCUCU